Messenger RNA from Danaus chrysippus (African queen), 246 nucleotides. Lineage: Eukaryota; Metazoa; Arthropoda; Insecta; Lepidoptera; Nymphalidae. The record is from the annotation of a GenBank genome assembly.
AUGAGAGCCUGCGGAGUGCUACGGGUGGCCCUUACCUUGGUGGCGAAAGUCUACACCUCUGCGGUGUAUGAGACUCGUGAAUUCAAAGAUCGGUCAAGUUGGUCGUUACGCGCGUGCCUGGGGCUAGGAUAUCCUAGAUGUGCUGGGGUAUCUUCCCGUUGUCGUUCACAAUGUAACGCUAAACCUUUGCCAAACAUUAACUUUACUCAGGACGGGACGGAACCUUUGGAAUCUUACGGAUUCUAA